This is a messenger RNA of Gilbertella persicaria, 1170 nucleotides long. RefSeq names its product putative phosphatase regulatory subunit-domain-containing protein. Gene Ontology annotation, cellular component: protein phosphatase type 1 complex. NCBI's taxonomy places the organism in Eukaryota, Fungi, Mucoromycota, Mucoromycetes, Mucorales, Choanephoraceae. Bases 21 to 1154 code for a protein of 377 amino acids. The record is from RefSeq and is a predicted model, not a curated record. Gene Ontology annotation, molecular function: protein phosphatase 1 binding; glycogen binding. Gene Ontology annotation, biological process: regulation of glycogen biosynthetic process. The transcript has a single exon.
CUUUAUCUCUUUCUUUUAAAAUGCAAAAAAGGGUAACACUAAAAAGACCUACAGUAUGCCAUGAUGAGCAAGAGACGAAUGAAUAUACUCGCCAACUUGUUGCUAGUGCUUUAUCUUUACCCAAGUCCUCUAUGGUGAAGAUCACAACGCCUUCAAAACCACCUGUACAAGACACAACUCAAUCAAUUGAACUACCGCGUUUUCUAAAAUCCUCCUUGAGAACUCCUAAAUCUGCGUCGGCGCCUUGUUCGCCUACUUCAGGCAUGAAAUCUGUUCAAUUCAGUAAGCACAAUCUCGAAGAUAUUUGCCUGUUUAGAAAAGCACAAACACCCUUAGCUAUCAGUCAGAAAAAAAUCUUUUGGGCACAAAAUGGAUCAGAAGAAGAUGAUGAUGAAAGUGAUGAGGAUGAGGAUGAUAGAUUGACUCGUUCGCUUGUUUUUCCCAAUUGGUCUACUACUCGUUUAGCUGAUAUUAUCGAUCGAAAAAAUAAGUUAAUUCGCAUAGACAAGAAUUCGUUUAGUAUGGAUCAAGAUACUCUUAUAGGAAAAGUCUCUGUCAGGAAUCUAGACUAUCACAAGUCAGUGACGAUUCGAUAUACUUUUGACUUUUGGGAAACUAUUGAUAAUGUUCAAGCUAAUUUCUACCAAGGUCACAAGGCAUAUGACGUCUUUUCAUUCAAAAUCACUGUGCCAAAAAAUGCUACCACACUUUAUUUUGCUAUCAACUAUAAAGUAGGCACUCAAGACUAUUGGGAUAACAACGACACUCGCAAUUAUGAAAUCCAAUUUGCAACCAAGAAGCCAUUGUUAUUAGACAAUGUCAUACAGCCACAACCACAACCACAACCACAACCACAACCACAACAAAUAGCUUUUGAAGAUAAGCUCAAGUCUAGGUAUGAUUUUAGCCAAUCUAUCUCUCAAGUUAAAAAUAAUCCUGCGCCGAUACCUUCUCCUCCAUUCUCUCAAAAGACAUUGGCUAUGCCGAUUCCUACAAGACGAAAAUCAUCACCACCUUCACCUUCCUGCCAUUCCCCAUUGGCUACUUCACCUUCUUUUAUGGAUUUGAAUUCCCAAUCUUAUAUGGAACUUGUAAAUAAGUAUUGCUUUUACUCAACAAGCCCUAGUAGAUCACCCAUGUCUAUUAACGGAUAAAUAUAUACUCUUUUUU